Astyanax mexicanus (Mexican tetra) is the source of this 7326-nucleotide messenger RNA. It is a transcript of the gene znf644b, whose product is annotated as zinc finger protein 644b. Gene Ontology annotation, molecular function: DNA-binding transcription factor activity, RNA polymerase II-specific; RNA polymerase II cis-regulatory region sequence-specific DNA binding. The transcript has 8 exons. Lineage: Eukaryota; Metazoa; Chordata; Actinopteri; Characiformes; Acestrorhamphidae. The coding region runs from base 1 to 3930 and encodes 1309 amino acids. Gene Ontology annotation, biological process: regulation of transcription by RNA polymerase II. The record is from RefSeq and is a predicted model, not a curated record. Gene Ontology annotation, cellular component: nucleus.
AUGGGCCCAUAUGUGUUGACCGACUCAGUCCCAACACAUACUGGAUGGCACACUGCAGGGCACCAGGGCAGAAGGCCUGUUUUCCCACGUCUGGAUGGUGCCAGUGUUUGCCAUGAUAAGCUCGAUGGUGCGUCCAUCAUGGCGGCAGUAAAAGAGAGCGCAGACGAAGAAAAAGAGGUGGAACCCGCCGAAGAUUACAUUCAGGAGCUGUCAGGCAGCCACACAUCUUCUCCCACCACCACCAACAACAACAACAACAUCAGCAGUGUGGGACCACAGCAGUGCCAGUCUUUGGACACUCACCAAAGCCUUUUAAAUGGAGCACAGCCGAGCCCAUUUGUCUGUGGCGGUGUCCCGGCUGCCCCCUGCACAGACGAUUCAUUGCCUUCAGGAGCACUUGUUAAUGGACCUGCUUCACACUGUACCUCAGAGGAGCCGCACGUCCCCAACAAAGACGCGUCCCCUUGGCCUGGGACAGACACCAACCCUGAGGUGUUACAGCCUCCCAGCGAGCUUCAAUCAGACACUUGGCAAAAACCAGAAGGGCACGUCCUGAAAGCGCCGUCCGCAAGGACCUCAUCCGAGUCGGACAGCAGCGACCGCGAGGCUUCCGCCGACGUGCUGGUGGGGGACGCUGUGGAUAACGGGCCAAUCAGCCGUCUGUGGACGAGAAAGAGCGUGAAAACAGGGUUCUUGUGGGACGUGGAUUCUGAGUCGUCAGAAAGCUCAUCGGAAGACUAUGAAGACCUAAACAGGGGACUUCAAAAGAAGUUCAUGCGCCUCCUGUUCAAAGGCAGGGUAAUGGGUGGAGUGGCAAAGAGAAAGACAGAAGCAGAUGGCUCUGCGUUGGCCAGCCCUAGCAGAAGGAAGCGGAAAAUGUGCAGAGUAGAAAGGAUCCCGGCCGAGGAAGAAGUUAACGACGGCUUUAGCUCCGCUUCCAUCACCGAUGGGGACUUGGAUUUGGAUUUGACCAUUAGCAAAGAAAAUGACAGGAGGAGAGAGACAGAAAGUUUGAGAGCGUACAUGGACUCGCGCCUGGGGAAUUCCCGCGACAAAGCAGCUGUCGUGGAGAAGUUAGUUCGAAGCGAGAAGGAAGGCAGGCACGAUGAAGGCCACGACGUUGGGGAAGCAGACGCCUACGUGGGUGGCAAACUUGCGCAUUUAAAGAGUAGGUUGGAUACAGGCAAAGAGUCAGAGUCGAUGUUCUUCCAAUGCUCAAAGUGCAACAUUAAUUUCAAGGAGAAGAAGCAUUUGCAUAGACAUCUGAUGUAUCAUUUAGACAGGCAUAAUCAGGUAGGGCAGGAGAGCGUCCUCCGUCCCUUUAUAUGCAAAGAGUGUGGGCGUUCGUUCCGCGAGCGUUCCACCCUGCACAAGCACAUGCAGAUCCACCAGGCAAGGAGGGAGAGGCUCAUGCAGGAGAUUAAAGGUCUGAACAAACCGAGGGAGGAACAGCCGGGCCUAGACGCCCGGCUGCGGUGUUCCCAGUAUGCCUUUGGAACCAGCUGCCCCGCAACCUUUGACCAGCAUGCCGCAGUUCACGAAAAGGAUGAAGGCUAUCACUUUUGUGACGAAUGUGAUUACACAGCCAUGACUGAGCUGGAUAUGGAAGCACACCAAUGGACAGCUCACCUCAGCGCACGCCAAGACAGAUUUUUUAAAAGCUUUGAUGCAUUCGUUUGUAAAAUUUGCACAUUUCGGACAAAGAAGAUGAGUGUUUUGAGAAAGCACUUGGACCUUGUCCACAAGCAGCCACUUUAUGAUUAUGACCAUCAGUCUCACAAGGAGACAGCUAAUGAAUAUACAAGUCCCAUGUCAGACCAAGUAAACAGGUUAACAGGCCAAACCGAAGCAGAUGCCUCAGCUGCACUUUCCCAGAAGCCAAAGUUCCUCAAAGACAAGCAGAACGGGUCAACCGAAGCAGGGCUUUCCAUGUGGUCCAAUGGCGAUGCUGACCUUUAUGUGAGAGAUAAAGGCGCACAAAAAUCCGGUAAAGGAUUGAGCUCCCCACUGAUCAAGUGGAGUUUUGGCAGCUUAGCAAACAACCUGUCACCAUCUUCCCUGAGAUGUGACAAGCCAAGUAAAUUAUAUGUGCCUACAGAGAGAAUAGAUGUGACAACAGGUCUCCCGUAUGUCGAAGAGGACAAUCAAGCAUAUGAAAGCACUGUCUCAGAACAAAAGACAAAAUAUCUCUCCAGUUUUAACAUGCAUCUUGCGACCAAGACUGGGAUCUCCAGCAAAACAGUACAUCUAAACGAAGGCACUGCUAACACUCCCAAAGAUCCCUCAGAAAGAGGCGCUGUAGUGGGGCAGGUGCUGAGGCAGAAAUCGCCCUCCAAAAGAAAAAUGUCCAUUCCCUAUCACAACACCCCUGAGAAUCCUUUUCUAAAACGAGAAGCAGAGUCUCCAGAAUGGCUGGACACUGACCCCAUGCAGGAAGGUGACUUUGAUGACCCUAACAACGAUAAUUACCACAAUUACAUCACUGAAAACUGGAUCCUGGAUGGCAGUGAAGAUGGCCACAGCCCCUACAUUUCCGAUCAAUUCAUCCAGCAAGACUUUUCCCUUAAAGAAGACAGCUCUGUCUCUGUCGGUCACUCAGACCACGAUGGCUACAUGGAAGAUGACGAUGAAAUUUACACUUUCAUUGUGAAAGAGGAGAGUAUAGAGAGCGCAGUGAGUGAGGACAAUCCAGAGUUUACUGACGAAAAUUUCAGCGAUUCCUACACAAGCUACCGCAUGUCCCCCGUGUUCGAGAUAGACCGCAAGUCCUGCCCAUAUUGUCCUGCUGUGUUUGAGUCAGGAGUGGGUUUGUCCAAUCACGUGAGAGGACAUCUGCACAGGUUGGGUCUCAGUUACGAUGCUCGUCACAUGCUGUCAGCUGAACAGGUGGCAUCUCAGGACCGGCAGCCACGUAUCCGCAGAAGAGCGCCUUCAUUCCACAGAAGAAUCCGGAAAGAUAAGCCCGAGUCUCAAACAGAACACACCUGCCCUCUGUGUCUGGGCUGGUUUGAUACCAAGACAGGCCUGUCCAAUCACGUGCGGGGUCACUUGAAGCGGAUUGGGAAGCCGAUCUCAGGGGUCAGCAAAUCCCCCCUCUCCAUCCUCACUGAGCUUCUGCAGGACGAGAACGAACACCGGAAGAUUCUCCGCUCUCUUCAGGCAAAGCCACGCCUCUCCAGAUCUUUCAUUUCUCAGAAGUUUACUGGCAGCGAUGGCCUUUUUCUCACGCCCACCGGCGUCCCGGUGAAGGUCCGGCAUCAGUGGCCAUCCAAUGGACUGGAUUCAGAAGAGAAGAAGAAGACGAGUAGGGAAAUUAAUGAAACCAGUGAAACCUCAUCAAGCACUUUAGUAGAACUUCUAAAGAGGAAGAGACAGGACGUGGAGCUACAGGAGGAUAAAGGUGACUCGCAGGCGGCCAGGACUCGCAGUAUCAUUCCUUCAUUCAAAACUGUUGCCCCUGCAGACCUGCCUGCGCAGGACCAGAACUCCAGCUGCAGUCAAGAGAAAUUAGAAAUAAAUAAGAAGAUCUGCAUCCACUGCAACGCAACUUUCCACAGCGCUGUCAGUCUGUCCAAUCACCUUCGAGCGUACGCCCGCAGGAAGAGGCUCGCCCUGAUAGAAGGAACAUCAUAUGACUGUAAUCAGGUGCGUCCUCGAGCCAGACCUGGACCAAAGAGGAAGGACUUCCCCUCUCCACACACAGCCUCUGAAGUGAUCUACACACUAACCUGCAGGUUCUGUGAUCUAGUCUUCCAGGGCCCGCAGUCUGUGCAGGAGGACUGGGUCAAGCACCUGCAGAGACACCUCAUGCACACCAGUGUCCCGGGCACAGGGGCGGGUAUGGCGGAGGUAAUGGCCGAGUGCGAGGAGCCGUGUGACCCAUCUCUGGACUCUCUGCCCUUUCCCCAGCUCUCUCAGGGGCUCUCCUAACUCCACGUUUACACCCCUGCUCCGUUCACUUUACUGUUAGUUACAGCGGUGCUUGAGAGUUUGUGAAGCCUGUAGACUUUUCUAUAUUUCUGCAUCAAAUUAUUAAUUAAAAUGUCAUCAGAUUUUCCAACAUGUCCUAAAAGUACAUAAGAAAAGUCAGAUCAACAAACAGAAGAGACAAAAGUAUUAUUAUAAUAAUAUAAUGCCUUAAAUGUAAAUGUGAAUCUUUGAUUUUAGUAUCUGGUGUUCCCAGAUAAUUAUAAUUAUAGCCACGCCCAUUGCCCCAAACAGAUAUUCUCCAAAAACUGCUGCUUUAGCUCCACCCACAGCUUUUCUACUGGAUUAAGGUCAGACUUAGAGUUCAUUUAUAUUAAUUAUUAAUUAUUAACUGUUCUUUGGUAGAACAACUUUUAUGGUAAGGGUCGGUGUCAUGUUGCCUGACCCACGUUCUUAUGAGAAUCAGCACAUGGAUAUGGAGAUGUCUUGAGUUUUUUUUUUCUUUAGAAUUUGAUGUUCCAUCAAUAAUAGCAAGCUCCUCCUGGCCCAGAUGUAGUAAAAUAGGCCCAAUAAUCCAUGAUACUACCACCAGCGUGUUUCACAGAUGGGAUAAUAAAGGUUUUUAUGCUGGAAUGCAGUGUUUUAAAACUUUUUUCAAACAUAAUGUUUCUCGUUUAAUCCAAAACAGCUAUUUUGAUAUCAUUGUUCAACAAAAUAACAUUACAAUAGCCUUCAGAAUUGUUCAUGUGAGUUUUAUCAAACUGAAGAUGAGCACCAAUGUCAGCAAAGAUCAAUGUUCUCCUGAUGGUAAACAUUCAGCUUCUUUUUGACCCUGCAGACUAUUGCAAACCUUGCUCUUGGCGAAAUCUUUGAGGAGGGUAUCAAUAGUUUCAAAUUUCCUUCAUUUGUACACAGUCUGUCUGUCUGUCUGUCUGUCUGUAGACUGAAGGAGACUUUUUGUGGAGUUUUGUAAACUUUAACAGCUUACUGAGCUUCAGUAAUUGUUCUUGGAAGAUUCUAAGAAAUCUUCUUUGUUUGUGCCAUAAUACACUUCCAUAAAUGUGUUGUUAAGAUCCCUGUUCUUUACAUAAAACAAGACCCCGCCCACUUACAGCUGAUUGGGAUCUCAUUGAUUAAAAACACCAGUUUUAAUUUUACCUAUACAUACAUUAUCAGCAAAUUCUAAAGGUUCACAUGCUUUGGAUACGUUCCCUCAGUACAGCAAAUAAUUUCCCUCAGCAAAUAAUUAGCAAAAUCUACAAUUUUUCUUUAAUUUGUUUGAUUUUGUUUUCCUUAUCUACUUUUAGGACUUUUGAAAAUCUGAUUAAGUUUUAGGUCAAAGUUAUGUGAAAAUGUAGAAAAUUCUAAAUGUUUAACAAACUUUCAAGCACCGCUGUAGCUAUCAGUCCUGCACAUGCACAUAAGCAGAGAUUAUGUAAACGAAACAUAUUCUAUGUAAAGUUAUUUGCUAGAAUCUAAGAAACAUAUAUAUAUAAGAAGUAUAUAAAGAGAAAGCGGGAAAAAAAAAAGUUUUUCUUAUAUUAUAGCACAUGGACCAUUUAUUUUCUUCUCUUUUCUUCCGUUAUUUUUAUAUCUCGCCUUUAUUGGACAUGGCAUGCCAUUUACAUUACAUGUAAGGUCUGUAAGGUCAAUGACACAUCAGCAAAAAUAUAUGAAAUACAGAGUGUUUGAACCCAUAUGAAUUGAGAAAUGGGUUUGGCAGAUGCUGAUCAAAUUAUGGACACAAGCUGUGGCUGAGGGUGAAAAGGAUGAUUGGGUCAACAAUAGGGCAGUUUUUUUUUAAUCGGCCAGCUUUUAAUUUACAGGCGACAGUUUCUUGAAGUUUGGCAUGAUUGAUAUGUGUGUUUCAUUACCAUGGCGAUUUCUACGUGUUCUGCUUGAGAUUACAUUAUCUUUAAUGUGUUAACAGUAAUAUAUUAUCUUAAAUUAAAUUAAAUUGACCUCGACAUCAAGUACACAGUGGUUUUUAUUAGUAAAUUUUCCUGCGCAGAGUGGUCCAGCGGUCUAAAGCUCUGCCACUAUGAGCGGGAGGUCGCAGGUUUUAACCCCCGCUCAUGCAGCUUUGCCAUUAAGCUGCCGGCGCUCAGAGGGAGCACAAUUGGCCCUGUUUCCUCCGGGUGGGUAGAUGGCGCUCUCUGCCCACAUCACUCCUAGGGUGAUGUCUGCAGCACAGGGCAUCUGUGAGCUGAUGUAUCAGAACCGAGUCGCUGCGCUUUUCUCCAAGCGCUCGGCCAUGCUGCAUCAGUAGAAGCUCGAAAAGAAGCGGUGGCUGAGUUCACAUGUAUCGGAGGAAGCAUGUGCUAGUCUUCACCCUCCUGGUGUGUUGGGGCAUCACUACUGAUAGGGGGAGUCCUAGUGACUGAGUUGGGUAAUUGGCCGUGUAAAUUGGGAAGAAAAUGGGAAAAAUUUGAAAUAAAACUAUAAAACAAAAAAAAAUCCACUAGUUUGAAGUGUAACACACCUAACACCUAAAAAAAAGCCACUGAAUCCAAAAUGGCAUUGGUAACAUGGCCUAAUUGGUUGCCCCCAUCAGCCACAGCUUGUGCCUUUUUUUUUUUUUGAUAAUUGUCUGCCAAACCAAUUUUAUUUAAUAUGGGUGUUUCUUUACUCUUCAGACAACCUGUAUUAAAUUGUACAGAUAUGAAUAUUUGCUCAGAGGAAAAAGCGGUACAAACUAUUUUUAAACUGCGUACAUCUAUACUUGUAGUACUUACUUACUGUAAAUUUACUAGUUAAGAUUUAUCCUAUACGUUCUUAUGCAACCUCAGUCAUGAUAAGGAGUCUCUAGUGCCACUGAUUUUAGCUUUUUUUAAAAAGGCACUCUCGAACAAAUGAACUGCAAACUGUCAACGCUGGAUACUUUUAUAUCCAAACCUCUGCUGACCGAUAAUUCCUGAAUAGAAUAUAUUAGAACAAUGCAAUACUCGCGCUCCCUAAUGAAACUGAUUUUAAGUGUUUAGGUAUAUAUAUAUAUGUUUGAAGCACACUGUUCUGUGAUAUUCCUGCACACUGCUGUAACUCCUGCAGACACUGCUUAUGGCAUAGCGAAUGCUGAAGUCUAAUUUAACAGAUGGGUUCAGUGGAAUCAUCAUUUCUGGUGCUCGAAUGUUAGAUGUGCCACUCAGAAGGUCUGCGUUUGAUCAUCUUGACGACUCCAUGAAGCGUUCUGCUAGCCAUCCCUUACUUUAGGAUGUACUGAGAGAGAACCCGUUACCAUGUAUUCCAUCUUUCUGUGGUAAAUAAAGCUAUUUACGAACAUUUUACUUAUAUGUGAAGUUUCACAUGUGCAUUUUGGACCUCUUGAGUGAUUCUACAGGCUUCCAAAGAAGUGUUUAUCUGCUUUAUUCGAAUUGAAUUAAAUCAUAAAAAUGUCAAUGA